AUGCUGCUGACCGUCCACCGCAGCACAGGACGCCCCCACAUGUCGGUGCGGCUGAGGUUCUUCUUUGAGGGGGAGCAGGGGCGCUCCCAGCGGAGCGUCAAGAUGAGCUCUAGUCCCGCAGCGCGCCCAGCCCCAGCUGAGUUAGCUCCUGGCCUGCCCCGCCGGGCGGCCGUCAACCUGAGCACCCUGGCGCGGGGUACGGGCGUUCGGGGCCCUGCGGGCCGGCCGGUGCUCGCAUUGUUGCUGCUCCUGGCGCUGCCCGCUGGCGCCUGGUACAAGCACGUGGCGAGUCCCCGCUACCACACAGUGGGCCGCGCCGCGGGCUUGCUCAUGGGGCUGCGCAGCUCGCCCUACAAGUGGCGCCGAGCGCUGCGCCCCGCUGCUGGGUCCCUCGCCUGGGACACCCAGGGCCUGGGCGCGUCCCCCCAGGGGCUAUCUGCCAAAGACACCCUCUCUCCGGCGCCCGUCCCCCGCGGUGCUCUCCUGCUGUCCUCGGGGGUUCGGGAACUGUUGGAGAUGGGACGCAGGUACUCUCGCGCAGGGCUCGAACUGCGGGCGCAAACUGCGCCGCCCGAGCCCGAACUGGAGCCGCGGCUGGGCGCCCAUUCCUGGACCUCCGUGAAGCGGGACAGAGCCUUCAGAGUGUAUCCUGUUCAGCCAUGGUCUGCGCAGUGAACCACCUUCGCCGGCCCCCACCUCUCCCCAGGGCCAUCCUGAACGCAGCCCUUGCUGGUGACGCCCCCUCAUCUGACCCAGGAGUCUACUCCUCCUGCUGGGCGAACAGCUCUGGCCAGGCCAGGUGGUCUGGUCAAUAAAAGCUGCCUGGUUCAUG
Molecule: messenger RNA, 832 nt
Organism: Callorhinus ursinus (northern fur seal)
Lineage: Eukaryota; Metazoa; Chordata; Mammalia; Carnivora; Otariidae
Gene: NPW
Product: neuropeptide W
Biological process (GO): G protein-coupled receptor signaling pathway; feeding behavior
Molecular function (GO): G protein-coupled receptor binding
Source: RefSeq, a predicted model, not a curated record